Molecule: messenger RNA, 524 nt
Organism: Athene cunicularia (burrowing owl)
Lineage: Eukaryota; Metazoa; Chordata; Aves; Strigiformes; Strigidae
Gene: NDUFA7
Product: NADH:ubiquinone oxidoreductase subunit A7
Exons: 4
Coding region: 1-357 (118 amino acids)
Biological process (GO): mitochondrial electron transport, NADH to ubiquinone; ATP synthesis coupled electron transport
Cellular component (GO): mitochondrial inner membrane
Source: RefSeq, a predicted model, not a curated record
AUGUCUGGCCGAGGGGACGCCGCGCGGCUCCACCGCCUGGCCCAGAGCAGCGGGGGCCGCCGAGACCUCCAGGCUAAGCUCUCGCUGCGCUACACGGAGAUAUCCAAGAGAAGCCAACCGCCUCCUCGGCUCCCGGUGGGCCCCAGUCACAAGUUCGCCGAUAAUUAUUACUGCAGCCGGGAUGGACGCCGAGAGUCUUUCCCGCCGAUCGUGGUUGUGACGGCGCACAAAACCCUCCCUGCGGGGGCUCAAGCUGGCGGUUCAGGCUCUGAAGUGACAACAGCUGAGAAGAAACCGGUGACACCAGGACCAGUGCUUAAGAAGUGGGAAAUUUCAAAAGACCAGCCUUAUUUGUGAGAAAUAAAUAGGAGGAGGCUAGAUGUGCAGGUCACAAUUUGUUCCAAAGCAGCACUGUAAUGAGGAGCCCUGCAGUGGAUUUUGCUGCAGUGAUACUGCACAGAACUUGUCCUAGCGCUGCUGAUGCAUGAGUAAUAAAUGUAUUAAAGCUGCAAUUACUUCCUCCA